Molecule: messenger RNA, 2486 nt
Organism: Rana temporaria (common frog)
Lineage: Eukaryota; Metazoa; Chordata; Amphibia; Anura; Ranidae
Product: UAP56-interacting factor-like
Exons: 9
Coding region: 60-944 (294 amino acids)
Biological process (GO): mRNA export from nucleus
Molecular function (GO): mRNA binding
Source: RefSeq, a predicted model, not a curated record
GGCAUGGAGAGGGCAGGAUCAUCUCCUCACCGCCUCCCUGUGUGUGAUCAGAGCCAGCCAUGGAGGACAUGGGAGAGGAGCCGGGACAGGGGCAAGGAGACCUCCAGGACACAACCAAGAUUGACAUGUCCCUGGAUGACAUAAUUAAGCUUAAAAAAGAAGAAUCGGAUCCUCGGCCGUCCUCAAGCCAGGCUGGUCAGGAAGUAAGGACAAGAAUACAUUUUAGAAACAUGAGAUUUUUUAGAGCUCCACCAAGAAAUCAACAAGGGCCUCUCAGAUCAAAGCCUGGUUUUAAACAACAAAGAUUUUCUCGUUUCAAUACAAGAAAUGCAUCCUUUGGACCAGUUACGCGGCAAAGAGCCACGGCAACCUUCCAUGGUGUGAGUCCACUUAACCGGCCCAACACAAAUACACCGAGUUCUCAGAACUUGGGGCAAGCACAAUCACAGAAGGCAAGGCCGAUCACAAAGAAGUAUAGAGCAUCACCUGUGCCUGUACAGAUGAUCACUAGGAGCAGAAACAACUUAAAAAACAAAGCACUACAGUUUAGAACUGGUCAAGGCCAACAAAGAAGAAAUUCAGUUAAUGAAAACAAAAGACUAACACAGCAGAUCAAGAUGAACCGUGGCAACAGGCAGCUGAACACCAGAAGGUGGCAGAACGAUGAGGGCUUUGGAACAACUCUAACAGUAUCUGUGGCUAACCCUAAAGCAAAUCGAGGUUCACAAGCCAUCAAACCAAGAAUGAAGCAACCUGGUGGUAAAUUUAGGAAACCGGGAGUUCGGCCAUCAGGACCUCUUCCUAAAGGUGUGCCUUUGAGAUUCAACUUCCGAGCUAUGGCUAAUCACACUAAUGUCACACUGAAUGAUCGGUUUUCCUCCCUCAAGAUUAAAGGACAGUUUACACCCGGCAGAAGAGGGGGUCGGACAGUCACUCUUGCUUAACAUCAAUUUUAUUUCCUAGGAAGAGAGGAACACAGCUAAACUUCAACUUCUGCUCCAGGACAUUUACUUCUGGAUGGACAAGUCACAUUCAAUGCAAUGCAUUGUGGACCUGUGCUAUAAAACUUGGUAAUGUUCAGAUGUUUGUGCUGACAGUGUAACAAAAUCCAUUAAAGUAAACUAUAAUGGCUGCAAAUAUUUUUAAACUUGCUGUGUUGGACUGAUAUUAUACAUGAUCUUAUGUUUAAGAGGUUUAUGAGGGAGGUGGGGCUUAGAAGCACUUGACCGCCAUGAAUGGCUGUCACGGCGGUCACGUGAUCUGAAAACUCCCGAUCGCAAGCAGCAAUCGGGAGCUUUCAGUUAGGUGCCCAUAAGUGUGCCGGGUGCGCGCAUCACACGCGCUCUCAGAACAGCUGUAUUGACAGCAAUUCACGCAAUUAUGUGGCCUCUCGGUGCCAAGGACCAGGCGCCAAGAGGCCGCAUAUUUGCGUGUGGAUGAUGUCAAAGUUUUAAGCUUCAGUAAAAGGUAUGGUAUGAAGCCGGCAGUAUGCAUUAUCCAAUUUCUGCCCCUGCACAAACCCCCAACCCUAGGAACCCCAAUUUUGUUUACAAAAAGUGACAUUAAUGGUAUUUUUUUACAUUUAAAAAAAAAAAAAAAACCUUUUAUACUUACCUGCUCUGUGACGUGGUUUUGCACAGAGCAGCCCUGAUCCUCCUUUUCUCAGGUCCCCCACUGAUGCCCCUGGACCCUUCUCUUCUUCAAGUGUCCCAAAGCAAGCUGCUUGCUAUGGGGGAACUCGUGCCUGCUCACUCCCAAUACAUACGACACACAGAACGGGGCUCGCCCCAACUCUCUUCUUACUGGCUGUGAGCUCAGUCAAUCAGGAUGGAGAGCCCUGGGAUAGUUGCCGCUCUCAUGCACUUCACUGGAUCAUGAUUGGGCUUGGCUAAGAAUAAGGGGGCUGUGGGGGGGCAGAACACUGCCUGUUUAUUUUACCUUCAUGCAUAGAAUGCACAAAGGUAAAAAACCUUUAGAACCACUUUAAAUUGAUACUGACAGUGCCAUCUGGGAAGACAAUUAAAAACAAGAAUUUUAUUGAGAGUAGUAUUUAAAUGCAGGGACAUUUCUAGGUUUAAAAAAUAUCUUGGGAUAGAGCUCAUAACCAAGUAAGAAAACAAAGAAAUUGAUGAAUAUGAACUUUUUCUAGUACCCUAGCUCUGGAAGAUGCUUGAGUCUCCAUCUUACUUGGGUCUACACUGUGGACGUUUAGUGGCAAUAAAAAAUAUAAGGUGUGGUUCCAUCCAUCCCAUAGCUAGCUGUGCUCAGAUUUGGGUUGAAGAACAAGACUACAGCACCAUACAGUAUCUAUCUGAAACCAAUUAGGCUUUAUCUUUUAAAUUACAAAAUAAGGUUUCUAUGAGUAACAUAGGAUUCUAUGGAUAACAGCUUCAGUUUAGAUCUCAUGUUCCUUGAUUUAACAUUCACACACUGCACAUCAGCCACAUUAAUGGCAGGAAGCGCACACUCUAGAUCAAGGAAAAUAA